UUUUUUUUUUUUCCCCGAUUAUAUUUUUUUCCCCUCCCCUUCCCGCUCGCCCGGCUCUGCGGACGUGCUCGCUCCCGGAGGAAAGCGCCCGCACUGCCCCGCACCCGCGGAGAGGGGGCCCCGCGCCCCGCCGAGCCCCGCCGAGCCCCCGCGGAUGUGCGAAGCUCUCCUUCGGCCGCCUGCCCCCCCGCCGGCUUCCCUGCUGGGCUCACCGCCUCUUUGUCCUCCUGCACCGACGGUUGUUUUCUUUUUGAUUUUGGGGGCUUUUUCUCUAAGCAGACCUGACCACCACCGGGGGCGGGGAAGGUGGGGGGCCCAGCGACGCUGCCAGACCGACCCCUGCCCAUUUCUUCUAAGGAACUCUCAUGGCUUCACGGCUGCAGAGAAGUUGCCGUGCAUCUUGCUGGACUAUUGGAGUUUGCAUCCUGGCGGCCGCGCUCCUCCCAGGGCUGCAAGCUCAGACUGUCUUAGUCAAUGACACAGUCUCGGGGUUUAUCGGGACAGAUGUGGUCCUGCACUGCAGCUUCACCAACCCCCUCCCCAAUGUGAAGAUCACGCAGGUGACGUGGCAGAAAGCCACGAACGGCUCCAAGCAGAAUGUGGCCAUCUACAACCCUGCCAUGGGAGUCUCCAUCCUCUCCCCCUACAAAGAGCGGGUGACUUUCCGCAACCCUUCCUUCAAAGAUGGCACCAUUCAGCUUUCCAGGCUAGAGCUGGAGGAUGAGGGAGUUUACAUCUGUGAGUUUGCUACCUUCCCAACCGGCAACCGAGAAAGUCAACUGAACCUCACUGUGCUGGCCAAACCCACAAAUUGGAUGGAGGGCACCAGGCGGCCACUUAUUGCUAAGUCUGGCAGGACAGAAAAGAUCUUGGUAGCUACCUGCACCUCCUCUAAUGGAAAACCUCCUAGCACUGUCACCUGGGACACCAAGCUCAAAGGAGAAGCAGAGUUCCAAGAGAUCAGGAAUAGCAAUGGGACCAUCACAGUGAUCAGCCGGUACCGGCUGGUGCCGAGCCGGGAAGCCCACAGGCAGCAGCUCAUGUGUGUGGUCAACUACCAGCUGGAUCGGUUCACUGAGAGCAUGACCCUCAAUGUGCAGUAUGAGCCAGAAGUCACUAUUGAGGGCUUUGAUGGCAACUGGUUUCUCAACCGGAAGGAUGUGAAGCUGAUCUGCAAAGCUGAUGCCAACCCCCCAGCUCACACCUAUGAAUGGAAACUGCCAAAUGGGACUCUGCCAGGGAGUGUGGAAAUCCAGAACAACACCAUCUACUUUAAAGGUCCUGUGUCCUACAGCCUGGCUGGUACCUACAUCUGUGAGGCCUCCAAUGCUAUCGGGACACGGUCGGGGUUGGUGGAAGUCAAUGUCACAGAAUUUCCCUACACCCCGUCUCCAAUCGAUGAUCGCAAAUCCAUGGUGCAGCCGAACAUCCCCACACCGGUGAUUGGGGGCAUAGUGGGAGGCGUCUCGCUGGUCCUGGUGGUGGCCGUGGUGCUCUUUGUGGUGCUCCGGCGCCGGCGUCACACCUUCAAGGGUGACUACAGCACCAAGAAGCACGUCUACGGCAACGGCUACAGCAAGGCCGGCAUCCCCCAGCACCACCCUCCCAUGGCCCAGAACCUCCAGUACCCCGACGACUCGGACGACGAGAAGAAGCCGGGCCCACUGGGAGGCAGCACCUACGAGGAUGAGGAUGAGGAUGGGGGAGGCGAGAGGAAGCUGGGGGUCCCCAACAAGUACGAGGAGGAUGCCAAGCGGCCGUACUUCACGGUGGACGAGGGCGAGGCGCACCCCGAGCCUUACGACGAGAGGACACUCGGCUUCCAGUACGACCCCGAGCAGCUUGACAUAGGGGACAACAUGGUCUCGCAGAACGACGGAUCUUUUAUUUCCAAAAAGGAGUGGUACGUGUAGCCCGGCACCCAGCGCUACACACGCACACCCCGACACACACACACACACACACCCCCUCCUGCUCCCCUGCACGCACAUCACCCCCUGCGCACGCACGCACUCCCCCCCCACCACCAAGCCAGCCCUGGGAGCUCGGAAAAGACUUGGGACAUUUCCAGCACCGGCCCAAAAAGGGCUGGCUGGGCCGAGCAGGGAGGGGAGGGAGGGCAGCUUUGCUUACAGAUCAUUUGGGGGGGGCAUCUGGGAGGUGGGAGGUUGGGUAAUUAUUUUCUCCGGUUUUUGGUUUUGCUUUUUAAUUUCUCUUGAUGACUUCUGUCCCCUUCUGUGGUGUUUGUAUUGGUCGGUGGCUUAGGUGUUACUAUUUGCUUUAACGACUGUUGCCCAGCCUGUAUAUUACACUCUGUUUGUGUCUUCAUGUCUCAGAGUGCCCUUCAGCCCCACUUCCCCCCCCCCCGAGGUUCCUUCUCCCACUUCUGCACCCCUGAAACACUGGAAUUUGUUUGUAUGUUGUCUUCUUUGUUGUGUUUGUUUUUUUUUUUAACCUUGGGAGGGGGUCAAGUGGGCUGUCCGUAGAAAGACAGAAGCCAGGAAAGCUUAGAGCAAUGAAAAUAGUGGUGCCAUUAUCAGGUGAAGAGAUUUAUUUUUUUCCUAAUCCUUUCUUUUCAGUGGGGUCUGAGUAGUGUUCCCAUUGCCCACUGCAUGCCUGGGGAGAUGCACUCCCAAUAUUUAAUGACUCAAUAAAAGGAAAAUUAGGAGAGGGGGGAGAAAAAGCACUGGAACAAACCCCAGGUGCAUGGGCUGAUAGCAGAGCAGGGAAACAGAGCUGCCAUUUUCCUCCUACAAUUUAUUAUUUCCUGGCUUUUCAUUUUCUGUCUUUGUUUGAGUGUUCUUUUAAAAGAAAGAAAAGGAGUAUUUAUUGCUGGCAUUUUUUUUUCCCCGUGUGAUGGCUCAGAGAAAUGCUGGCUCUUUUUGUUCUUGUUGCUGUUGUUGUUGUUGCUAUUCCCAGCCACAGAGCAGUAGCCCUGGCACAAGGGUCGUGCUCCCCGUGCCAUUGCACACCUUGCUGCCAUUGCCUGGGGAAGGGGACAGCCAGUGCCACCCUGCUUCUCCCACAGCCCCCCUGCCUUCAGCUCUGGUGUAGCUGGCAGAGCACAUCUCCCAGGGUACCACUCAGUAUCUCUGAGGGCUUCAGCACAGGAUCAGGCCCAUAAGUUUUAUUAUACCACUAAGACUUAAUUGUCAUGUGUUUACACUUUUUUUCUUCUUUUUGUUUUGUGUUUGGGUUGGGGGGGGGGAGUCAGAGCAUAGAGGUGCUUCUCUCUAACUCUCUUAGCAACACCCUCAGCCCUUCUGUGUAUUGCUUGGGACCCGUUGAUUGCCACUUUUUCAGUCUCACAUCUCUCUUCUGAGCAAAGGCUUGGUAGACAGGGCAGCAGUGAGUGGAGUAUUGAUCCCAUCCUCCUCCCCCCAAAGCACUGCGUUGUGAUGGGGAGGCUUGGAUUGCUGCUAUCAGUGCUCCGUGAAUAAAUGACAUUCCAGACUUCAGGGCCCUCUCUGACACUAACCAUAUCCAGAUCAGAUUCACUGCACUGGGGCUUAUUUUUCUUCUUCUGGGUUGAUUGGGGGUUUUUUGUUAUUUUUUUUUUUUGGUUGGGUGGCUUUUUUGUGGGUGGUUUUUUUUUGUUUUUUUUUUUGCUUGUUUUGUUUACUUUUUGUUCUGUUUGUUUGUUUUGUGUUUUUUUUUUUUUUUAAUUUGAUGUAUAAAUAAAUCUUUUGUUUGAAAAGAACCCCCCAGUUUUCUAAGCUGUAUGAUCACACAUAUAGAAAAACAGGAGGACUAAUUCCCCCCCUUGCCUUACCCAUUGGGUUUUGUUCCCCAGUACCCAGUGGUGAUCCUGCUACAGAAGGGAGCUGGAAAGUCAGACCCACGCAGAUGAGUCAAGGUCAGAUCUCUCAGCCAGGCAGCCUCUAAUGCUUCCUUUUAGCCUCUGGUGCUUGGUCCAGACAAGGUGAAGCUGAGCCUGAGCCAGGCACAGUUUGUAGGUUGCCCUCAUUGCCUUAGUGGUGUAAGGGAAUGGGAAAUCCGAUUGUCACACUGUAAUCUUCCUGCCAGCAGUCCCUGCUUCCUGGCUUCUGGCAGAACAGCCAAAUGCCACAGGAAAGCUGCUUUAUGUCCACUCAAAAGAAGGGCAUAGAGAGAUUCUCUUGGGAUCUCUCAGGCUGAACCUUAAAAAGUAAGACUAAACCCUCCUGGGUCUGUCCACGGCCACCAGGAUCACCCUGCUGCUACCCAGCACCUCCCAAGGAAAGCAAUGAAACCAUCUCUCUGUAUCUUUGAAUACUCUUAGGAGCUAAUUAUUAGAGGCUGCUGGAAACCUGCAGAGGGAAUUACUUCUUUCUGGUGCCUUGGGAUAACAGCAUACCCAGGGCUUUAAUCCCCCAAAGUGUGACUCCCCCUGGAAUCUGCAUCAGGACAGACCAGCAUUGCUGAGCACUGUACCUUAGCCACAUCUUCCUUUAAUGUAACAUGGGGUAUUCUGCAAAGUCUGCACAGUUUGUGGUGCAGAGAUUAAUUCUCAACAAAGUCCAUCUCUCAAGUGAAUAAUCUUUUAGAUCUUAAGUUUCACAACAAGGCUCAAAAAUGGGUUGUGACAACAUCUCCAACACAAACUCUGGGUUGUCGUGACCAAGAGCAGAGUGGAAAUCAGUGGCACAUACCCUUCUCAGCAGAUUUCCCCCAGCAUAGAUACAUGCUGCUAGGAGAUGGAUUUGGAAGAAAAUAACCUUUUACAAAAUCUGCAGGGUCCAGCAGCGAUUCUUUCAUGUUCUUGCAUUAGUCACAGGCAGAGAGCACUGAUCUGAUCUGGCAAAUUCAUAUUGCCCUGACUCCACAGCACUGCAGGAGUCAGCCAGCUUCUACAGUCAGGUUGUGUCCUAAGGACUAAAGGUACAAAGCUGUGCAAAUGGAGCAGAUGGGAGAGAACAGGACAAGGGGGAGCUCGGUAGAGAUGCCAAAUGGAAAAAACCACAUGGAUCCUGCUUCCUGGGAGGGGCUGCAGGGAGUGAGGGUGCUGGAGACCAUGCACCCUGGAGGGGCAGUCUGUCUGGGAGACCCAAGGGCCUCCUUGAGACAAAGGGGCAAUUUGUUCCUUCCUCUGGGGACAGUCUUGUCCUCAGGUGCCUCAUUUUCUCACAGUGAUCCAGAUUCUAGCAGGCUGGGGUCAAGCUGACAAUUUUAAGUGGUAACUCCCAUGUCACAGCUGUGCACAGGAGCUCCCAGGCUGGGCUGGCUGGGCCACCUCUCCAAGGGACCUUCAGGCUGCCUGAGGUGAAAAAGCCCCUGCUUCUCCAUCCCCCUUCAUCUGAGGUGCUAAGGAGGGGUAAAACAUCCCCGUGGGAGCCUGCAAAGAGCAAACAGAAGCUUCCAGUUGGGAGAUGGCAGCUGGUUGUUGUGUCCCUGCUUCACAGCCAGCAGCAGAGGAUGGGAUGGGGACCUCUGGGCUGCUCCCUGGGGCAAGUCCCCGUCCUCUCUCAGUUGCCAUCCCCUGCUGUGGGCACAGCACUGGUUGCCUCUCCAUUUAGGUGCUAGGGAGCUGCUGCUUUCCAGGAAAUGCUGGACCUGAACUGGUGUGUCAGAUUAGCCACAGCCCACUUGGCAUCCUGCCUGGGAAGCAUCCUCACCCUGGUCUGGGUGUCUGCAAAGUGCCUCGGAGGCAUGGCCACUUGCCUUACCUCUCUUUGAAGGGAUCAUUGUCCAGAUCCCUUUCCUGGGUUCUUGCCAGUGAAGAGACAUAUCAGAGUGGUGCUUUUCCCUUCCCAACCCCUGAUCCUGGGCAGCAACUUAAGGCAAAAUUUGUGGUGGCUCAAAAUUGAGAUGGGUGGAUGGGAAAACUGAACAGGUAGAUGAGAGGGAGGUUGAUCUGAGCCCUGUGGUACAUUGCUCUGGCUCUCAUUGUCAUCACCUCAAAGAGAAUUCAUCAGAAUUUGGGCCAAGACCCCAGCUUCUUCCCUGUGUGAUUCAGAGAGCUGUACUGAAGCAGAUGCAUCUGUGUCACAACCCAAAACGAGCCUGUAGUUUAUGUACAAAGACACCCCAGCUGUUUUCCUGCUGGGGCUUAUCUCUAGGAUUAUUCAUUGCAAUUCACCCUAGCGAUGUUAUUUUCCCUUAUUUAAUUACCAGGGUUUUUUUUUUUUUCCCUGUUGUUAAAUGGUUUUCAUUCAGCCAUAGGAAAAAAAAAUUAAAAAAAAAAAAACCCUGAAGAAUUCUUAGUGAAAAAAAUCAAACAAACUGAAAUGGUAGCACCAAAUUGAUUGCAAAGACGUAAGGGACAAAGGGAGCCAUUUUCCUGAUGUUGAGUCAAAAAAAAAACCCCACAACAACUGUUCAGCAGGAACCACUGAGGGUUAGAGAGGUUCAGAAGAUUGAUCUUCAAGCAAUUAGAGAAGGGAAUGCAAUUAGAAUGGGGGAUGCUGCUCUCCUUUGCUGUUUUUCUUUCCUAUACACGAGCACUCAGGCACACACACAAGUUUUCAAGAGUUUCAGGUGCUGGUCUGGAUGCUCAAAGGAUGGAGGGAAAAGCCCCAUCUCAGUGCAGCAGAGGGAAUGUGUCACUCCUGCAGGCUCAGGGAGGGGUUUGUCCUCUGGAAAUGGGGACCUGGUUUGCUCUGAGUGGGGCAGGUUUGUAGCCUUUUGCCAGAAGGUUAAAACUCACUGUAAGGUUCUCACCUUCACAACCACUCUGGCUGUAGCACUGAAGUUUUUGAGUCUUUUUUUUUUUCCUGCUGGGUUUAUGAUAGCACUUUUCCCCCUCCCUUUAGCCUGCAGCUGCACCCCCUUCUUUCCCUCCGCUUUGUAUUUGAUGCAAUUUGAUGGCAAUUUGAGCAACUCCUCGAAGAGAAAGGGGAAACCUUGGGGCAGGGGAGGGUGCAAAGGCCCUGGGGUCCAACCACUGCCUGCCCAUCACUCCUAAACCUGGCCAGGCUCUCCCCAGGGACUGCCAUGGGCUGGAGGUGAUGGGGCAGGGCUGGGGUGCUGGGGUGUUGGGGUGCUGCCUUCUGAGGGGGGUGAAGGGGAGGAUUCAGUCCACCAGCAAGGGAAGGAAGCCCAAGCCUCAGCGAGAGGGGUGAGGUUGUGCUUUGGACCAGUGUGAGUUUCCAAAUGUUACGUACUUGAGUGUAAAUGCAACAAGGAGAUGGAGUCAGAUCCUUCACUAUCAUGAACUGGCAUUGCUGGAGGUACUGGCAUUGAGGAUCUGGUUCUUUUCUUUUGCCUUUCUUUUUUUUUAAAAAAAAAAGUGAAUCCUUAACUCCAGUGAUUUUGUCUCUCUUUUUCUUCUUCCUCUUGCUGUACUUAUCAUUGUGGAAUAAAGACUACAGACAGACAAAAAACCCCAACCCCACUUUUUUUUUUUUUUUUUUUUUUUGUAAUCUGUGUUGUAAGUGCUUUUGUAAAAAAUAAAAAUUAAAAAUAAUAAUGUAAUGGACUUUUAUGAUUUUUUGGUUGGUUUUUUUUUUUUCCUGUUUUGUUUUGUUUUCCACCCUUUGUAAUAAUUUGUUUGGGGUCCAGGGGGGGCAUUUUCUUGGUUAUAAUUUGUGUGGGCAGGGUGUUGCAUCACCCUUCCUUUUACUUGUAUAAAAACAAUAGUGGCUCAGCUGUGGAAAAAAAAAUGUACUUUUUUAUAAAUAAAGGAUUUUAAAAAA
Molecule: messenger RNA, 7613 nt
Organism: Calypte anna (Anna's hummingbird)
Lineage: Eukaryota; Metazoa; Chordata; Aves; Apodiformes; Trochilidae
Gene: NECTIN1
Product: nectin cell adhesion molecule 1
Exons: 6
Coding region: 366-1913 (515 amino acids)
Biological process (GO): protein localization to cell junction; homophilic cell-cell adhesion; heterophilic cell-cell adhesion
Cellular component (GO): adherens junction
Source: RefSeq, a predicted model, not a curated record